AAUCUGUUGUAGAUUGCAACACACAAGAGAAGGGAACACUUAUUUUUAGUUUCUAGUUUCUAUUAUUUUUAAUUUUUAGCAUUUCUUUAUUUAUGCAACUCCCGCUAGACAAUGCUGAUUCAAGAUGAUGUCUGAUCAGUUUAGAAAAGUAGAACCAUAUUCACCAAAAUCCUCACCGCGAGGAGCGAGGUCACCAGUAGUUUCACGUCAGGAUUCUUCUGGGACUCUCAAAACCACUAUCUCACUUGGAAAAAACCCUGCAAUAUUACACAGUGGUCCUUUCUAUUUGAUGAAAGAACCUCCAGGAGAAUGUGAACUAACAGGCGCAACAAAUUUAAUGGCAUACUAUGGCCUAGAACACUCAUAUAGCAAAUUUAAUGGGAAGAAACUAAAGGAAUCACUGUCAUCAUUCCUACCUAAUUUACCAGGCAUAGUGGAUGGUCCUGGACAAGAAGAUAACAGUACUCUAGGAUCAGUUAUAGCCAAAAGACCGAUCGGUGGUAAAGAACUGUUGCCCUUGAGCAGUGCUCAGCUAGCAGGCUUCAGGUUGCACCCUGGUCCCCUGCCAGAGCAAUACCGUUAUGUUAGUGCAACACCUCCUAAAAGGCAUAAGAGCAAACACAAGAAACAUAAACACAAAGAUGGAGCACCACCUGGACAGGACACACCUUUACAAGACUCAUCAAACCCAGACACAUAUGAAAAGAAACACAAAAAACAGAAACGACACGACGACGACAAAGAGCGGAAGAAACGGAAAAAGGAGAAAAAGAGAAAAAAACAGAAGCACAGUCCGGAGCACGGGGGACUCACACCCAGUCAGCACCCCAAUGCCUAGCCAGCUGUAGUCAAUAAGGUUUCUUAUGAGAUGCAUCAAGUGGGGAGUCUUUAUACAUAGUAAUGUGUUAAAUACAAAUUUUUGUAAUAAAGGAUAUGUGUAUAUAAGUCAAAUUGAUCUAAAGACUACCAAGUUCGAUUCAAUUCAGUACAAAUCUGGUCGUCUUAAUAAACAGGCAGAGACAUUCAAUUUUUUUAGAUAUUCAGUAAAUUAGUAAUCAGAUAUAAAUGCAUACUAUCAGCAACAAAAUAAUAAUCUAAAUGUAUAUUUAAAAAAUAAAUCAGGAGGUAAACAUUUUUUAGGAUCUGUAAAUGUUCUAAUAAUUUGUAUACAGUAUUUAAUAAAAAAGUCCCCCAAAGAUGUAUCUCAACUAUUGGGCCCAAAGAAAUUGAUUUUUCUAUUUAUUUCUUGGUCUUAAUUUGAACACUACACUUAAAAUAACAUUGGUGAGAAAACUGAUCAUUUUAUUGCAUCUCAAUAACUGUAUUUAUAAAAAAAUCAUUUUUAUUUUUUACUCAAUGUAAUUCCGCUGUUGUGACUUGUUAAUGCAUAUUGUGCUCUCUGUUUUAUCAAAGAAAUGGAUAAAUGUUUACAUACAAGUGUGACAACAGUGGAAAUGCUCAGGUCAUCAAGGUAUAACCUAGGCAAGAAUAUAAAAAUCCUUGCCUAAAGGAGUUUGAAUCACAUUCUCAUGUAGUCAUUAGUUCCAUAUCUCCAUAAAAUAGCGAGGGUUUUUUAUAUUUCUGGGCAGGUUAUAGCUGUUUAAAAACAUUUCGUGUAGUAUUUUGUAUUGUAGUUUGUAAAAUAAAUACCUUUGUUAAAAGUAUUACAAUACUUUGGGCUCUUAAGAAAUUUUUUGACAAGUUGUAUGGACUAUUUCAAAAACUUUCUUCAGGCUUCAGGUUAUCUCAAAUAUUAUAGAUUUAAGUGUUAGAUAAUAUUAUACCGUAGUGUAAGUACCAGAAUAUGUGUUGUUUUACUUAUUAAUGUGCUAAAAAUAAGGUAGUCUGAAAUUUCGAAAUAUUUUUUUAACCAAUUCUUAGCAAAGUUCGCAAUUUUAGAAUAUGUUUUAUAUUUCCUAUGGAUCCCAUCAUCUAUAUAGUUUGCCUUUAUUUUUCUCUACUUUGUAAUAUGUUUUUUAGUCAAUUAAAAGUUACUUGUUAUAUAUUUCCUGUUUUCUGGCAUAUCUAUUUUUUUUCUACUAAAUUUCAAACUACCUGCAUAUGUUACAAGACUUUGUAAAUAAAUGGGACUCUACAAAAGCUCAACAUUUUGUGAAUAUCAAACUUUAGUCGCCAUCAAACAUCUUUGAUAAUUGAAUUUCAUACAAACUGUUAUGUUGUAAAACUCAUUACAAACAUAAAUAAGAAUAAAAUGUAUUUCUUUUUUCUA
Molecule: messenger RNA, 2230 nt
Organism: Papilio polytes (common Mormon)
Lineage: Eukaryota; Metazoa; Arthropoda; Insecta; Lepidoptera; Papilionidae
Gene: MED19
Product: mediator of RNA polymerase II transcription subunit 19
Exons: 3
Coding region: 125-838 (237 amino acids)
Biological process (GO): positive regulation of transcription by RNA polymerase II
Cellular component (GO): mediator complex
Molecular function (GO): transcription factor binding; transcription coregulator activity
Source: RefSeq, a predicted model, not a curated record